AUGGCGGACAAGUUGUAAGUUUAUUUUGUGGGACAUUAUAUAGGGCGGUGUGUUUACACUUUUUUUUCUGUUGAUUGGUGAGACGUUAUAAACAGUUUACAUUUUGUAAACACAUUUCCGGACGGUCAUGUCCGAUUUGACGGGAGUUCUUGUUGGAAUGCCCUGAGGGUUGGUGGAAAUAAGUGUUUUGAAAUUUUGGGGGAGUCAGUAGUAACUUUGUUAAAAACUCGUUGAAAUUAGUUGUAAAUUGACCGCUAACAGUCUUCAACUUAAAUUUUAGGAUGGUAAAUUUAUUUACCAUCAAUUUUAAGGCCAUAAGUCAUCAAUCUAUCGCCAUUUUCAGCGUGAAAAUCGAGCUUCCCGAGCUGCAAAAUGACAAUUCUCAUGUCCAACCGAUCCCCGCGUACAACGGCUUUUAUAUCCAGCCUUACAACGAGAUUUAUGAAGACAAAUCCUCACUCUCUCCACCUCUGUCGACUGGCUCGGAUCACAUUGAAAAAGAGGUGAAGAAAUCGUCAAGUGGCCAGAAGAAACGCAAUCGACGCGCCGAAAAUCGGCUCGAGAAACCGCCACACUCAUACAUCUCGCUGAUCGAAAUGGCGAUUAGGGUAAGGUUUGAAGUGAAUUUUAAACCAUAAAAUAAGUUGAUCUCAGUCUGUCGGGAAAAUAAUGAACACUCUGUCGCAUCGAAAAUCGCAUCGCCGUCGAGAAAAUGAAUUGUGUCGCGGCAAAAUCAAAUUGAUUUUUAAUUCAGCGACGCCUUCGACGCAAUGAUAUUGGGCUCAUUUCUUUCGAUUUUUUUGAAAAAAAAGAUUUCUCAUAGAAAAAAAAUUCAAUACGAUGAUGCAAUUUGGUAUAAUAUUUUUGGCUGCAAAAGUUUUAAAAAUGAAACUUUAUGAAUUGUGAUUGCGCUGUUUAUACGACGGAGUGCCUUACAAUAUUAAUAUUGUCUGAAAGCCGACUUUUUAUUCUACUGCCAUGCCAGAUUUCAGCCUUCUAGCGCAAACGGCUAGCAAGAUAUGGAGAGAGAAAGCAAGCACAUACCGAAAAAAUAGAAAAAGUCGCGGAGAUCGGUUGUGCCCCAAAAGUACGGAAUGCCGUGCGCCGAUCGCGGAAUUGAAAAGCAAUUUGAUUUUGCCGCGAUACAAUUCAUUUUCUCGGCGGUGAUGAGUUUUUGGAUGCGACAGUGUGCUCAUUAUUUUCUCAUCAGACUAAUAAAUCAAAUUUUUAAAAACAAGUUUUUUCUGUCUGUUUGACAAGCAAUACCUUGUCUUAUCCCCAAACUUUUAGUCCCAAGCCUCCGGCCGCGCCACUCUCGCCGAGAUCUACGACUUUCUCCAGGCUCGGUUCGACUUCUUCCGCGGCUCCUACGUUGGCUGGAAGAACUCGAUUCGUCACAAUCUCUCUCUCAACCAAUGCUUUGAGAAGCUGCCAAAAACAGCGGGUGCCAAGUGCGGGAAAGGCCAUUAUUGGACAAUGGCGGCCAAUGCCGUCAUCUCGAAUGGGACGCCGAAUCUGAAUGUGACGAGGAAAAAGGAGCCAUUCAAGAAGAGCGGAUUCACCGAAGCCGGCGGGUAUAUGGACUUUGAGGGGAAUAAUGGCGAUGUUCUUGAUGCCAUCAACAAUGUUGAUGAUGGUUAUGGAAGUGGAGGAGUAAGUUGUGAAAUUGUUUUGAAAAAAAUGUGAAAAGCAAUUUAACUUUGCCGCGACACAAUUCAUUUUCUCUACGGCAAUAGGAUUUUCGAUUUUUCGAUGCGACCAAGUUCCCAUUAUUUUCCCGACAGGUUAAUAGCCAGCUUUCGUCGUAUGGAAGUUUUUAGUGCAGAGCUUGACUUUAUAAUGUAUGCAACGCUAUCCGAUCUUUGUGAAAUUGCCGCAGACUUAUAAAGAAAUCACCCCAAGUACUGUAUUGUUUAAUUUUUUUCAACACUUUGGGAAUAGGGCACUAUCAGCGCUUCAACACUUUAACACGCGCUUUACAGGGCCAGCCGAGAUGAUUAAGCACCCUCGAAAAACUUUUUGGACGCAUUUAAACGCGUUUUUUGUGGAAACAUUUCUUUCUACGGUAGAAAUAGGAAUUUAUAUCAAACCAUAAGAAAUGUCCAUAAAUUUGGAGGAAAAUUGGAGGAAAGUUGGAGGGUCUGCAUUAGUCUACCUCCAAUAAAAUUAUGAUCAAAAUUUACUCUCGGAAUAGCCAAAAAUUUGGUCUUUAGCUAAAGCGUUCUUAAAAAUUCCCCGCCAAAGUUCGAGUUCGCAACAAUCUCCGACUUUGAUGUCACCUCAAAAAACGAUGACUCAAUAAAUCCGCUCGCAUAUUUCACUUGUGUUUUUGUUGCGAAGACACUUCUUCCCCGCUAUUUGGCCAUAAAUCGAGCGUGAGGCGAUAAAUUUCCCUCCCGCUUCGGAAAUGUAUCGCUUUUCGGAGUAUUAAUUGUUGCGGUAAAAAAGAAACUUUUCAAUCGAAAUUCGUAUAUUGAAUUGUAACGUUUGCUAAGCAGCGGUCUUUCAGAUAAAUCCCACGUUAUUCCAACCGUAUCCUGAGCAGCCAAUCUCCACCGAGCACUCCUACAAUUACUGCCCAUCCAACUUGGAGGGAGAAGCGCAUUGGAAUUCCCCGCAAAUUCUUCCAUGGUAUGGCACAACGUACGUUCAAAAUGGGGAAUUCCCAACGACGUCGGCUCAAACCGAGCUACCCGAAAUUUCGGGAGAUUUUGAUGGAAGAUUAAGCAGUCAAGAGCAUCAGGAUCAGCAUGAUAUCAAUGAAUACAACAUGGGUAAGAAAACUCGAUUGGAAAAAUCGAAGUGUUAGGGGUGGAAGGCGUUGAUUUUGAUGCUGCUAAUUUUUACGUUUACGAAAUCUAGUGAAUAUCAGUCUGUCGGGAAAAUAAUGAGCCCAAUGUCGCUGCGCCAAUCGCGUCGCUGAAGUGAAAAGCAACUUGAUUUUGUCACGACACAAUUCAUUUUCUCCGGUUGCGAUGCGAUUUUCGAUGCAACAGAGGGCUUAUUAUUUUUCCGACAGACAUAAAUUUUUAUGAUUCCUAGUGCCAUUACAUAGGUUUUAUUCAAAAAAGCGUAGACUUUUUUAGCAAGGCCGCACCGUGCAAAAACCCCAUUUUGCACUGUGCAACCUAAAAUACAAUAUCGCGCAACAAAAGCCAUUUUCAACUUAUUGUUAGUCGCUGCGACAUUUCUGAAGCGAGUUCGCGCGAUGGGUCAAAAUGCACAGUGCAAAAUGUUCGAAAAGCCUGCACGGUGCGAAAAAGGGACAAAGUCGGAAAAGGGGUGCAUUGUGCGUCGCGACAAACAGUGUUUCAGUCUGUCGGGAAAAUAAUGCGCACUCUGUCGCAUGAAAAAUCGCAUCGCUGCCGAGAAAAUGAAUCGUGGCGCCUCAAAAUCAAAUUUAUUUCCACUUCAGCGACGCUGUCGGCGCAGCGACGCGCUCAUUAUUUUCCCGACAGUCUGAUAAAUUUGUCAGAGAUUACAAGCCUUUUACCGAUAAAAAACCCAUAUAUUUUUCCUUUCAGCCCCCACAAUCCCAGUUUAUCAGCACCCCAAUGCGGAUCCCACCCAGCUCUCGACAAUGUUCCAGCAAGCCCCGCAGGUCUUCGAAUUCCGUCCCAACACCUACUCCGACUUUGUUUUCCCACAAUAUACGGUGGAGCCGAAGCAAUGUGAUCAGAGUUUCGAUCAUGUUACCGAAUGUUCCGAUGGGCUUUAUUCAAUUUCAAUGACGGACUUUGAACCUCAAGGUUUCAGCGCCGUCAAUGAAGCCAACUUUACGCCGUUUUCGGAAUGA
Molecule: messenger RNA, 3796 nt
Organism: Bursaphelenchus xylophilus (pine wood nematode)
Lineage: Eukaryota; Metazoa; Nematoda; Chromadorea; Rhabditida; Aphelenchoididae
Source: the annotation of a GenBank genome assembly